This is a messenger RNA of Cydia pomonella (codling moth), 4373 nucleotides long. RefSeq names its product breast cancer metastasis-suppressor 1-like protein (gene Brms1). NCBI's taxonomy places the organism in Eukaryota, Metazoa, Arthropoda, Insecta, Lepidoptera, Tortricidae. Gene Ontology annotation, cellular component: Sin3-type complex. The record is from RefSeq and is a predicted model, not a curated record. Gene Ontology annotation, molecular function: histone deacetylase binding. Gene Ontology annotation, biological process: negative regulation of transcription by RNA polymerase II. The transcript is spliced from 5 exons. Bases 325 to 1002 code for a protein of 225 amino acids.
UUUUUGUUUUCGCUAGUACUAGCACCUAAAAGAAAGGAAUGAGUAUAGUUCUUUGUUAUUAUUUACUAACAAAUUGGGUUGGACAGACUAUAUUUCCCGUAUCGUAUGCACCCAUUUUAAAACAUUAAAAUGAUUUUGUCACUGGCAACACCUUAUUAUCGCAACAAAAAAAAGAAAAAUGACAGCUUGAACUUGCCAUUGACUUGACAGUUGGCAAUUUGGCAUCUAAAGGGAGCGAAAAUAGCCAAAUCACAGAAAAAUCUGUCCUACUUUUCGAAAAAAGGCUUGUUAUCUGCGCGUGACCACAUUUUAAACUUGUGCAGAAUGCCGUCAAUGAAAGUGGAAGGUGACAGUGAUGGGGAUGGUGAUUUGUCUGGUGGUGAAACUGAGAGGUCCGGUGGAUCCUCCAGGGGUCCCGACAGGGACUCCAGUGCUGAAGAGGCAGACGAACCUGACUCCGAUGACUCCUCUGAGAUGGAUGAGAGUGAGUGCGAGCGCCGGAGAAACGAGUGCCUGGACAAUUUAGCAAACCUCGAGCGCCAAUUCACCGUGCUACGCGAGCAGUUGUACUCGGAGCGCAUGAAACAUGUGGAGUACCAGCUCACCGAGGUCAGGGGCGGGCGCUCGCAGGAGUACCUCGGGCCUCUGCGCCGGCUCCAGGAUAAUAUGAGAGUCAGGAUCGAGGUAGCGGGCAUUCUGAAGCAGAUGCGCAUAGAGAACAUCAAACAUAAGUACGAGGCGGAGGAGCAGGCCGCACAGCAGCAUUUUAAGAGUGAAAAAUGGCUGAGCUACGAGACUCUAAAAGAGGAGAUCCUCGAGAAAAUCCGUCGGUUGGAGGAAGAGCGUCACACCGUAGACCUCUGGUCCAAUGGGCCCGAGUGGGGUCGCAAGCGGCGUCGGCGUCAAGUCGCUGUGUCACCCCCAUACGUCGUCUACAUGCUCCCUGACGCUGACAUCAUGGAAGACUGGCGACAAAUUAGAAAGCUCCUCGAGAGAGACUAGGAUGAGGCGGCUAGCACACCUGCCCGCGCGCGACCGCGCCACGCUCUUCGCGCGCUGAAGAGGAAGUGAUCGUGGUUAGUUGUGCUAGCCUUAUAUAGGAUAAUAGAAUCAACUUUGAAGCCCAUAAAAUGAACAUGAUUUGCGGGCCAUUUUUCGACUUUUGAACUUUUGAAAUUGUUGUAGGGGAGAUCAAAAGAAUUUCAAUAACUCACGCGACCGUGUUCGUAAUACGAAAUAUUGUUUGAAAAUGUUGUGAAUGCCAGCCCUGUCUCUAACAUUAUUGUAACAGGUUUGAAGUUAUCCAUAAAACUUAACCUUUUCCAAGUUUUUAUCCGUUUUUAGUUUUCACGAAACAAGCAUAUUUUAACUUGUUGGAUUUGUGGAGGAUUCCGUCACUUCGAUUUGUCUAAUAUAUUCUGCAAGCCAACUUUAGUAGAAACCACUUUAUGCUUCAGUAGAAAGGAACGAAAUUAAAAAUUUGUUUGGGAAAGCGAUCCUUUGCCUACUUUUUCCAAAUUUGCCGCCUUUUUCUACUGACAAAGCUGCUCGCGUAGCCAACAUGCCAAUCGUUAACGCUCCGUAGCGUAGUGUAGUCAUCUUUAUCACUCUACCAUAUUAGUGCGAGAGUGACAGUUGCGUUUCGUUCGCUACGGAGCGUUAACGAUUGUCAUAUUGGCUACGCGGGCUGGCUUGCUAGAAAGUAUACAAUUGUCUUUGGUAGAAGGCAGAAAAAGACACAUCAAGCCAGAUUUGAUUAUCGUGUUAAUGGCUCCCAUAAUUUAGCUCAAUUUCGUUAUAGUUGUUAUAUUUGUAGCUGGGUCCCAACGGCUUAUCCUUUGUCUAUUGUUUAAUAAAACGGCGCGUGCCACUACCUGCAAAAAAGGGCCCGGUCACUUUAACCGGUUAUUUAAUUACAACUCCUAUGGUAAUUGAAAUAAGAUGAACAAAUGGAAAAAUAAUUUGCGACGUCUUGUGUGGUCCCUAUACGGUUACUGAGUGCCAGCGAGUCGAACGCUACCGAAACAGCCUAAAAUGUGUCCUCGAUAUGCGUAACAAAGGCGCGUUAUCGGAGAGCACACCUACACUGGUUUUUUGAGCGUUGGACUAGCCCGCGCUCAGGUGCCAAUUAGAAUUAUACUACCCUUUUUUUGCAGGUAGUGGCACGCGCCGUUUUAGUUAACAAUAGACAAAGGAUAAGCCGUUGGAGGCCAGCUACAAAUCUAACGACUAUACUUGAUUACAUUAUUGAACUCGUAAUUAAGUAGGAGUAUGGUUUUACCUCCGGCCAAGUUUACAGAAGUCAAGAUUGACGAUGGUUGAAACGUCGAAGAAUGGACCUCGUAUUCAUGUGGUACUUUUCGGUAAGAACAUGUCUGUAUACAUUUAUUUGCAAUAAUAUCUAACACAACGAAUGGCGCUAAAAUUAAAUAGCCAUAAGAGCUUGUCGGUAAUUUUUGGGCUCUUACUUGUGUAAGAUAUAAUUACAAGUAACUUAUACUUAUUAUCAUUAAGAGGGAAGAAUAGCUUUUCGAAUCUAACGAAAUAACGGUAAUUUUUCUAUGAAAUCCCAUUAUGGGAGAAAACGGUUUCCACUAAUAAAAUCUUAACAAAUCACUUUAAUUUUGAUGUCGAUCGCUUCAGCAUAAUAUAUCCUGUUUAUAGGUUUCGCUUUAAAAAAAAAUUGUUUGGCAAUUUUUGUAAAGAAGGAAAACCUAUUAACUAAAUAUUAAUAUAAUUAAGAGAAUGGAAAAUAUUUAGAAGUGGAAAAACGUUUUCUCUUUUUGUAUGGAGUAGCACGUGGUAUAUAUCCUUCUUAAUGUGUAAUGAUUCAUUAUGAUUAGGUUAGUUGUUGUAUGUGUAUUUAUUUUAGUGAUUUUAAUGCGGGAAUCAGAUUUUUUUGUUAAUGUCAAUGGCUUUCAAUCGCAUUUAACUUUUCACUGUAUUCUUGAAGUUGGAUAAAAUUAUAAGCAGCUAAAAUCAAUUCAAGCCAUUACUCAUCCACUUUUAUGACUAUAAACGAGACACCCUAAAGCUCUCGAACACGUAACACGUAAACAUGUACGUACGUGUCUAACAUUUUUGUUUGUUACUGGAGUGUAAAUGUAUACAAUACACAUAUAAUUUAAACCCUUCUUGCUCAAAUUGAUGGGUAUUUAAUCUUUACCUUGUGAUUCGCCUAGUAUCAUAAAUGGCAGAUUUUCUUUUCUAUGAAACCUCUUAUUUUCUGGAGCUUGGUUCAAUAAGUAACCAUUGAUAUGUAAUUAUAUUAGACAUUUUCAGUUUUUUACUCUGUGUAUUGUGUCAAUGUUGUAUUAUUCUGAUAUUUCCCACAAUUUUUCUUUGGGAUUCACGCUCGAUUAUUUUAUUAUUCUUAAAUCGUUGUAAAAUUGUUCCAUUAUGUAACUAGACAAUAUGUGUCAAUAUGCCCUUGUAGAAUAAAUUGGUAUACCACAAACCACAAAUGAUAACUUAUUUUUAUAAAUAGUAUACCAAUAAGAUAAGAAGCCGCCAAAGUGCGACAUGACAUCCCAUUGGCAAAAUCGUUGACCCAGGUCAGUCAACGUCAAAUACGGUAUAUAUCUGAACGUAAAACAAUAACUUAACCCUUUUCCAGGCCCCACCAAUCUACAAGGUUUUCCCAGAAAAUCCAAAUAUAUUCCAAUUAAUCCAGCUUUGACGAUUCAUUUGAAGACAAGUCACAUUUCCAGAAACUGCAAUCUAAUUUGAAACUUAAAUGGCAAUGCUAAAGUUGAAAUUGUAAUGGCGCGUAUGUGGUCGACAAAUCGUACUAUGCCUGGAAAAGGAACCCAACCAUCCUUGAAAUCUCGAAAAAAAAUUGUCUGUUUCAUACAUUUUGCUGGGCUGAUGUUGAAAUGUCCUAUGGGAGAGUGAAUUUUUAUUUCGCGAUGUCGGGGUUGGUCCCAUAGUAAAAGUUGUUCAUUAUGACCUAAACGUUAACGGGUUUAAGUAAUUACUUUACGUUCCGAUACAUACUGUAUAUGUUUACACUUACUCCUAAGGCGAAAUAUGUAAAACAUAUCUUUGACAUCGUCUGUACAAUCAAUUAUGCUAAAUCAUAUGCUAUGUUCCAUCAUCAGUAGUUGGGUAAAGUUUAGUGUUGUAUUGGAAGCACAGAUUUUGUUAUGCGAUAUCGUGUCGUCUUAAAGUCGGAUAAAGUUAGAAAGUAAAUAGAUUUUACGAGGUUGCAAGUGUUAGUACAUAGGCCAAUAAUUUUUAAAAUAAAUCAAGUUUUCUAUGAUGAUUGUUACGCUUAAUUCGAAGGAAAUUGCUGUGUUUUGUAAAAUUAGUAAUUUUAAUUAAGAUGUGAAAGAGUUUUGCAUUUAAUUCGGAAUAAAUCAAUUUGAAUUAAA